CGCUCCGACUCUGUGGCCCAACACUUGGUUUUAUGCUCUCAUCCUAUUGUCUGACUUAUUAUGAAAACCCAUUUCUUGAUCCGGGUAUCGAUAGGCGUGACCCUCGAUGGGUGGGUGCUUGGUGGAUUGGGUUUAUUGCAAUCGGCACCGGUAUACUCAUAUUCACAAUCCCAAUGUUUCUAUUUCCCCGAAGUUUUACUAAAAGUGAUAAUAAAACCAGUGAUGCACUCAAUGGUAACGCCAUAGGGAAUAGAAGUCCUGCUAAAGUGUCUCAAGAAAAAACUGUAUGGGAGCGUACUCUACUCCUGGUCAAAAAUCCCAUUUAUGUUUGCUAUGUAUUGGGAACGGCUGCACGACUGUUUGCAGUGCUCGGGUAUAUGACAUUCAAAUCCAAAUACAUUGAGUCUGAGUACAAAACAUCGGCGUCUACUGCCAACCUAUUUUCCGGUGUCGUGCCCACAGCCACCGGUGUAUUCCUGGGCGGACUGUUUAUCCGUAAGUUCCUUCCCGGGCCUCGAGUACUGACAGCUUUCAUAACAAUUGUCGAAAUGAUUGGAGCGAUGGGUAUGUUCUCAGCCCUAUUCCUGGGUUGCCCGCAGUCCCAGUUCGCGGGAACUACACUCCAGUCACAAUUUGAGUUGCAAUCCCAGUGCAACUCCCAGUGCCAAUGUUCAACUAAAUUGUUUCAACCCAUCUGUGGUCCCGACAAUAUAACCAACUAUUUCUCGCCCUGUUUUGCCGGAUUUCAUAUAAUACUAGAUUUGAGUUGCAAUCCCAGUGCAACUCCCAGUGCCAAUUUAUACUCAGACUGCGAUUGCUUUGAGGGAUCGGCAACCGAUGGCUACUGUGAAACGGAUUGUGGCAAUAAUUUUCACAUUUAUAUCACACUUUUAGGCAUAAGUAAUAUAAUCGGGUGUUUGGCUAAAACGGGAAACAAUAUCAUAUCGCUUCGAAUCGUUAGGAAAGAGGAUAAAACGUUCAUACCGUACCCACUGGUCUACGGAGCGGUAGCCGAUGCCUCGUGUCUGAUAUGGGAGUCCAGUUGUGGACAAAAAGGCAACUGUUGGGCGUACGACACGCCGACAUUCCGGCGCCGACUGCACGGCCUAACACUCGGCCUCUACUUCUUCGGCAGUCUCUUCGAUAUAAUCAAUCAAGAAUUAGGCAACUGUUGGGCGUACGACACGCCGACAUUCCGGCGCCGACUGCACGGCCUAACACUCGGCCUCUACUUCUUCGGCAGUCUCUUCGAUAUAAUCGUCAUAUUCUUGUCCUCAAGAAUCAAGAAUUUAUACGACGAUGACGUCGAUGGACAGGAAUCGGACAGUUUGUCGGACAUGAAACUCAAUACAAUCGGUGGACAGACAUCUCAACCCAAA
Molecule: messenger RNA, 1379 nt
Organism: Oppiella nova
Lineage: Eukaryota; Metazoa; Arthropoda; Arachnida; Sarcoptiformes; Oppiidae
Source: the annotation of a GenBank genome assembly